AUGGUUCUCGUACUUCUAAUUUUACUACGUUAUUUUAUUGUUAUUGACGGCAAUCACUUCAACGGUGGUACUAUCAGAUGGCAACCGAUAAACCCCUAUUCUAACUCAAGCCUAGUGGCAAUUUCUAUUAUUCAAUCAUAUUCAUGGAGCUAUCCUACAAUAACUUGUACGACCAAUGUGCCUAUUUCGACCAGCGGUCGAAGCAAUGCGAACGCUAAUGUGACAUGUGUUGUUGAUUGUUCGACUGAUGGUGGCUAUUCAACUAAGCCAGUUAACAUUUUAACUGACUGCGUUUCAGUCAGUUCAUCGUUGACUAUGCUGACAAGUCAACGAUCAGCCAACAGGACACUCACAGCCGGUGCACAUUUUUAUAUAUCGUAUGAAGGAAGUGCUUGGCGUGCUUUAAACAAUCCUGCUCAAAGUAGUCUUUAUUGGUCAAUUUUGUGUUUCAUCGAUCUCCGUUUGCGACCUGAUGGUUUUAUAAACACUCCACCCGAGGCGAAUGUCGUCUCUCCACAAUACGCUAUUGUAAAUAGAACAACUCAGAUUCAAAUACCUGUAUCAGAUGUAAACGUAGGCGAUGAUGUGCGUUGUCGAUGGUCUGUAUAUACUUAUGGAUAUCGCAGACGAAGACAAGUAAAUGAAGACGAAAAUUCAUAUCACAAAUCUAGUACCGAUUUGUAUAAAAAAACAACUGCAGAUGAGAAAGUUGUUCAUAUUAGGAAACGAAGGGCACCAUUUAUUACAUGUACUGGUUUUUGUUCCAGUGUCUGUGCGAUCGGAUGUAGAUGCAACUGUCUUGCUUGCGCAGGAACUACGUGUGCUGGUCUACUCUGUGAAACAUAUUUUACGUGUCCAGUCAUCGUGACAACAAGCGAAACUCCUGCAACGUUGCCAACCACUUCCACGUAUCCUGUACGUCAGUCAAUCGAUGAAUGUGGUGGUAUUUGCUAUCCGAACAGUAUGCCUAAUGGCACUAUCCUGUCCAACUGCAUCAUAACAUUCAAAGGACUUAUACCUGACACUUGGUAUGCUGUUGCUAUCCAAGUUGAAGAUUUUAUCAACAAUACAAGCACAACACCUAUGAGCUCGGUACCAGUUCAAUUUUUGAUUUAUGUUAUGCCAACACCAACUUGUUCAAUAGCACCUGUUAUUUUACCCUUAACGGGUUGUCUCGAAGUAACAGUUGGUGUUUCAAUCACUUUUAAUAUAUCAGCAUAUCAUCUGUGUGAUCCAAACUACACCGAAAUUACCGAUAUUGUCGUAUCAAAACAAAUUGAUGGUAUGGAAGUUGGCGAUCUCACAGCAUCACCGACUAAUGCGUCGGAAUUCUAUGUCAAUUUCACUUGGACACCACAGGUAUCUCAACUUGGACCACAAGAACUAUGCACAAUCGCCUAUACUGAUGACAAAGUCCAAUCAACACAGUAUUGUGUUACAUUUACUGUAAUAACGUCAUCUUCGCCUUGUACAACAACAACAACGUCAACAACGUCAACUACAACUACAACAACCACUACAUCAAUCACUACUGUAACAUCGACAACAUCGACAACAUCAACGACUUCAACGACUUCAACAACUUCUACGACAUCGACUGUUUCGUCGACAUCAGUAGUUUCUACUGCUCAGUCGAACAGUAAUAUUUCUGUUGGACUCGGGCUGGGUUUAGGUCUUGGUCUUCCUAUACUAAUACUCCUUAGUGCAUUGGCUAUAUGUCUUUGUUGUAAAUGGUGUUCAGGACUUUUCUGGUAUGUAACUACCGUAACUCUCUAA
Messenger RNA from Adineta steineri, 1776 nucleotides. The record is from the annotation of a GenBank genome assembly. NCBI's taxonomy places the organism in Eukaryota, Metazoa, Rotifera, Eurotatoria, Adinetida, Adinetidae.